This is a messenger RNA of Siniperca chuatsi (mandarin fish), 3634 nucleotides long. RefSeq names its product zona pellucida-like domain containing 1a (gene zpld1a). The record is from RefSeq and is a predicted model, not a curated record. The transcript is spliced from 11 exons. Gene Ontology annotation, cellular component: cell surface. Bases 785 to 2023 code for a protein of 412 amino acids. Lineage: Eukaryota; Metazoa; Chordata; Actinopteri; Centrarchiformes; Sinipercidae.
ACUGCAAUGUCCUUUCCAUCUCAUAUUCCAUAUUCACAGGAUCCCCGUGUGUCCUCUGUCUGGUUCACGCUGCGGUGAGCCUGUCACAUAUACUGCUGUCCAUAUGGAAGAUGGGACAGCGAGGACCAGCUAAUCCCUUGAAACUCCAUGAACUUUGCUUUCUUUUUCUUUGCUCUCUUUAAAUGGUGGGAGUCCUGUGACCAGGAAUCAAAGUUUGGGGAUCUGGUAGGAGGCCGGCAGCAGCUCGCAGCAGAUUGCCUGCUGCUGUGCUGACUGAGGACUGCCGCACACAAAGCAUGAAAAGUGUGGAUUCCCGGGGCCAAAGGCCCGUGUGGUGGGCUCUGCACUCCCCGACCAGCCCGGGCAGAAAGGAACAGCUCAGUCAGCAGGCCAGGGCCACUGGAGCGAUGAAAAGAUAAUUCUCCCCCCCACCGCCGCUGGACCUCAUGCGGUGUCAAACCAUUUGUGAGCAGUGACACAGCCAGAUUGGGCCGAAAGGAUAUGAGUGGGAAACUUCAAAACCUGCUCAUGUUUCUGCGAACGUGAAAGGAUUUGUAUAACACAUUCAGAUUUGAUGGACUUUCCCAUGUUCACGCUGGACAGCCCUUUUUUGUUGACAUGUUCAAAUAAUGAAUCUCUUAUGUGUAGGAUCCCUUUUUCCCCCCCUGCUCCUGCGUCCUGUUUCUAGUUGUCGGGUAGGGAUGCUGUACGGACCAUUCCAUCGUCUGUUCCAAGCUUAUGGAGAACCGCUGACUCGCUGGCUUCCAGGAACCAGGGUGCUGAAAUGGAACAUAUAUUUUUGAUUCUUUUACUGUUUAGUAAGGCCUUAUCAGUUGGAGCUCAAUUCAAUGGGUACAACUGUGACGCCAACUUUCACAGCCGCUUUCCUGCGGAGAGGGAUAUCAGUGUGUACUGUGGGGUGCAGACCAUCACCCUCAAGAUCAACUUCUGCCCUGUCCUUUUUUCCGGCUACACCGACUCUGACCUGGCCCUCAAUGGUCGCCAUGGAGAUGCCCACUGCCGUGGAUUCAUCAAUAACAACACCUUUCCCACCGUCGUAAUCUUUAGUAUCAGCCUGGCGACGCUGGAGUCCUGUGGCAAUUCCCUGGUGGUCUCCACGGCUCAAGGACCCAACGCUUAUGGGAACCUGUCACUGGUGCAGAUUGGAAACGUAUCAGGAUAUAUCGACACACCAGAUCCCCCCACAAUCAUCAGCUACCUGCCAGGUCUGCUAUAUAAGUUCAGCUGCAGUUACCCGCUAGAAUACCUGGUCAACAACACACAACUAGCCUCGUCAGCAGCUGCAAUCUCAGUAAAGGACAGCAAUGGUACUUUCAUCAGCACAUUGAAUCUACUGCUUUACAAUGACUCAUCAUACAUUCAGCAGCUGUCCAUCCCCAUGGCAGGACUGACCCUGAAGACGCGGGUGUUUGCAGCUGUAAAAGCAACUAACCUGGAUAGGAGAUGGAACAUUCUAAUGGACUACUGUUACACCACGCCCUCUGGAAACCCUAACGAUGACCUCCGCUAUGAUCUUUUCUUUAGCUGUGAAAAAGACCCCCAGACCACCGUCUUUGAAAAUGGGAAGAGCCAAAUGGGCCGCUUUGCCUUUGAAGUUUUCCGCUUUGUAAAGCACAAGAACCAGAAGAUGUCCACCGUCUUCCUUCACUGUGUCACCAAGUUGUGUCGAGCAGAUGACUGUCCGAUGCUCAUGCCUAUCUGUGGCAGCAGGAAAAAGAGAGAUGUCUCAGAGGGAAAGGAAUCAAACGCCGCAUCUGGGAAUGCCGUCCUGACUGCCGGGCCUAUCAUCACUCGGAGUGAUGAAACACCAACCAACAACUCUCAGCUGGCGCAUCUGAAAGCUCCAGUGUUUCAGAUGAACACAGUGACAAGUGCACUCAUCUCAGGCGUGAUCAUUCUGGGCGUCAUGAGCACUUGCUUCUUCAUCUUCUCCCUCACCCUCCUCAAAGGCAAGAGUGCUCCUGUCAGCCUGUCUGGAGUCCGCAACCCAGCCUUCAACUGAACGCCUGAACCCAACUUACUGCAGACACUCCUCCACAACCGAUAAUGCUAAGUGAGAGGCAAACAACAGAUGUGACAUGUUUGUGCAUGUAGUGGUUUUACCGGAGAAUAAAAGCUAACUGUUGAUUUAGAAAACCGUUAACAGUUCUGUACAAUGUGCCUUAGUGUAGAAGUAAAGCAGGACUUUUUAUAUGUCGUUCGGUACUUUAUGUUUCAAACAUGUGGCAGGCCUCAACCUGCAUGUGAUCAUUUGUAAUGCAGCUUUAACCCACAUAGUGGGGGCACUCAUAAAUGAAUUCAAUACCUCAGCUAUACAGCUUUCAAAUGCAGGGUAUAGGAUCAAUUACAAGGCUUACAAUACAUUAUAAUAUUGCAUCUACUGGUAAAACUCGCAUUUCCUGCUAAGAGGCCAAAAUAUAAGAACACUUCAUUGAAAAUAUAACUUGAGAGAUUGAAGGAAACUCUUCUGUGUAAAAUUAAAAGUUAAAACCUUUUAUGAAGUGAAUAAGUGAGCUAACCGAAAGCCUCAGGCUUGGAUGUUAAGCUUAAAGUUUUCUUUACAUAAAAUAUUAACUUUUAAAAGUAUUUUGAUAUAAUAAUUGGAAUAAAUCUUUAAUUUAUUAAUAUUGCUACAUAUUAGAGGGGUAGUCUUAUGAUUAAUCAAUUGAUAGGUCUGUUCUAUCUAAAUAUGUAGUUCACGUUCUCACUUUUAUGCAAUGUGGCAGUAAUAAACUUGUUUAAGUUUCAUUUGUACAUGAGCCCAAUGUAAUUGUGUAACUUUCCCCAAAUGUGUUCUUAAAAUGAUGCCAUUGAUGAUCUACUCCUGAAAUGUGCAAAUUGUGUACAAUUGUGCAUAUUGCAAAUAUUGCACUUUGACUUGUGAUUAAAACUUGCCCGGUGUCAUAUUUCUAAAGCUACAUUAUGAAUUUCCUCAUAAACUCAUCUGGAGAAUUUCAGGCAACGACAAUAGGGGGACGACAAUGAAGUCAGAAGUUCUUCAAAUAAACAAAAAAAAUGGAGAUCUUAAAUAAAAAAAGAAGCAAUUUCCUACUUGCAUCAAUCUAGCAAAUAACAUUAUAUACAUACAUGAACAAAAAGCACAUUUGACAAAGAGUCCUUGUAGCUAAAUGAUAUGUUGAUUGUCAUUGUAUACCAAAAUGACCCCUCCUUUUUAUGCCUAGAUCGUUCUUUCAAUGCCUUCCAAAUAACCCAUAUGACCAAAUAUUGGGAAUAUUCUCCCUUGAAUACAUUUUUUUAUUGAUAUGCUAUUUCUUCCACCUCCACAUGGGUUUUGGAACAAAUUACAGAGUAGAAUUUUAAAAUUAAUUUGGAAUGAGCAGUACCCAAGAAGAAUUAGAUACACAAUAUUACAGUAUCAUAAAAAGAGCAGAGGACUGCCUGUAUGUGUCUGUAUGAAAUGUAGAUUUGAAAAGUAUGGACUGACUAUGAAUAGAAAAAGAGCAUAGCACAAUAUUGUUUGAGUUACAGUUACAUUCACCAACAAUUAGAGAAUAAAAUUAUUCAUAGUUACAAGUGAUUAACUCGCAGAUGCUAAAAAAUAUUUCAAGUCCAAUAUGCUCCCUUUAGUAAUAAAAAUCCAUAGGCAAAUAUA